CCCUCUCUCUCUCUCUCUCUCUCUCUCUCACUCCCUCACUCUCUCACUAUAACUACACACUCACUCUCUCACUAUAUAUAUAUCUCCUUGAAAAAGAGAUCUCUUGGAGAUCUUCUCGACCCUCAGCCUAUUUUCUGCCCCUUUCUUUCUUCUGCUGCCCGCUUUUAACAUUUCUCUUCUCCUCCUUCAAAUGACCUCAUUCUUCUCCUCCGCCAUCGCCGUCGUCUCGCCGCCGCUCCGCCACUAAACCCCCCACUCUACACCCGCCAUGGAUUUCGCCCCCCCCUCACAGAACAAACAAACUUCGCCGGAUCAGGAUGCCCCCGCCCCCCCCGAAAACCCCCCCGGAUCUGAAAAUCUGAAGCGCCACCGACCCAUCCCCGCCGCCGGCGACGGCUGGAGUUUCCCCAAAUUGCCCCGCCCCGCCGAACCUGAUUACUCCUCAAAAGCUCCCCUGAUUAGGCAGCCCCAUGGCUUCGGGAGAUCCAAUCUCUGGCCCGCCGACGACGGCCAGAAAAUGCUUUCUUUCUCCUCCUCCACCACCGCCGUCUCUGCCGGAGGCGGCUCCGGCUCCGGUUCCGGCUUCGGCUCCGGCUCCGGCUCCGGCAGGAGCAUCACAUUCUCCCAAGCCCAAGACGAGCAAGAUAAAAGUGGUUUCGUUCGCGGAGUAUCGUCGUCUCCAUACGCAAACGCAAACGCAAGAAUGAGAGGUCCCUUCACUCCAUUACAAUGGAUGGAAUUAGAACAGCAAGCCCUAAUUUACAAAUACCUGGUCGCCAACGUUCCUGUUCCUCCUCACUUGCUCGCCCCUCUCCGGCGACCUGCCCCCGCCCCCACCUUCGCGUCGCCGGCGGCCUUCGCCUCCCACAUCUUGGGGUGGGGGGGACCUUACCCUACGGGGAACGCCGGCGGAAGCAAUGAUCCGGAGCCGGGGCGUUGCCGGAGGACCGACGGGAAGAAGUGGCGAUGCUCGAGGGACGCCGUCCCCGACCAGAAAUACUGCGAACGGCACAUCAACAGGGGAAGGCAUCGUUCAAGAAAGCCUGUGGAAGGCCAGCAGACUGGCCACGCUGUCGCCGGCCCCAAAGUGGCGCCGAUUGCUCCUUCCUCAUCUCCGGCAGCAUCGGUGAUGCCCGGCGUCAGCGUCGGCACUGCCGCCGCAAUGCACCAGCAUUUUGGUCAGCAUCCCAUUACGGGUGGUCUUUCUACCAACAAUCUUGUCGCCAGGUCCCAAGCGUUCGACAGCCUUUCGUUAUUACCGAACCCAACGGUCGGUCUGAAGUCUAAAGAUGCGGCGGCGUCGUCAGCAUUUGCCGUUCAGAAGCAAGAUUUGUCGCAGUACGAAGAACCAACCAGCUCGGAGUUUGGACUUUUCCUGUCCGAGGCGCUCCUCAAUUCCAACGAACGACUUCCCUACAUCGACGACGACGACCAUUCCAACGCUUUCCUCAAUUUCGACGACAAAGACGCAACCGAAAAUCAACUCAUCCACCAGUUCAUCGACGAUUGGCCGAAGGAUCAGUCCCACCGCCCCUCGGCCACCUGGCCGGAGGAAAUGAAAUCCGACUGGACCCAGCUCUCAAUGUCGAUCCCCGCAGCUACCGAAUUUUCGUCGUCGUCUGCAUCCCCGGCACAGGAGAGAUCCGCCAUUUCGAUCCCGAGGCCCGGCCAGUCGGUCCAGAUGAGCCUCGGCAUGAGCAACGAUUUCGGACAGCUGAUUCAUAAGCAACCGCCGUGGUUCCCGGUGACUUGGGGGAAUCCGAUGGGCGGACCCCUCGGCGAGGUCCUGAUUAAUACAACACCCGGCGCGGAAUCCGUCGAGAAUAACCCGACUAUCGAUGCGGGCCCGAUGAAAACUACCUGGAGGAACAACAGCCCGCAGAUGGAGCUGUCGCCGAGCGGGGUUCUGCAUAAAUCGAACUUCGUUUCGCUCUCGAACAGCUGCUCCCCCAGAAGCCCGCCCAGCAUUGCUACCGAUGACAAGAACGCUGCCGCCGCUGCCGCAGCAGAAAAGGCUCGUCUCUGCAACGAAUUUGUCGCCAAUUCUGCGGCGAUGUAACGGCUGCCGCCGCCGGGUGGGAUGUGUAUCUGUUGGAUUAUGUAUGUUUAAUUUUCGUUUUCUUGAUUCCAAUAAUGGAGUCGUGGACUUGUUUUUAUUUAUUACCUGCUUUGUUUGUGACAUUGGUGGUGCUUGUGAUUGUGUUUGAGCUUGGGUUCGGACAUGGUUUUUUUUCUCUUUUAAUGUGGUUUUGUGUGUGCUUUUAUAGGAUGCAAUAUGAACUAAAGUGAGAUAUUAGA
Andrographis paniculata is the source of this 2298-nucleotide messenger RNA. Its product is annotated as growth-regulating factor 1-like. Lineage: Eukaryota; Viridiplantae; Streptophyta; Magnoliopsida; Lamiales; Acanthaceae. Gene Ontology annotation, molecular function: ATP binding. The transcript is spliced from 4 exons. Gene Ontology annotation, cellular component: nucleus. Gene Ontology annotation, biological process: developmental process; regulation of DNA-templated transcription; DNA-templated transcription. The record is from RefSeq and is a predicted model, not a curated record. The coding region runs from base 269 to 2059 and encodes 596 amino acids.